AUGAAUGUCGAUGAACCCCCUCGCUUUGAGGAUCUACCACUCUCGGAGGCAGGCCCACCUUAUUCGGCCUGGGGUCUGUGGAAAGAGCCUCAACGGGGAUCACUCAACUACUUGAACGAAGAGAGGGUGUUAAAGGCGGUCAAAGAAGAAAUCACCAAUGGUACUAGAAUCUGCCUGAAUCUGCCUCUCGACGCCAUUAUCCCUGGCUUGCUUGGGCGCCAAAGUUUUGAGCAAAAACUCGUCAAUAAGGAGCCUCGAAUAAUCAACGAUGACAUUAUAUGCUUCAAUACUCAGGGUAGCUCUCAAUGGGACGGCUUCAGACAUUUCGCAUAUCAGAAGGAGAAGGUGUUCUACAAUGGAGUCACACAAGAUAUCAUACAUGGCCCAGACCACCCUGGAGUCAAUGGGAUCGGGGCUUGGGCUCGGCAGGCCAUUGCUGGUCGAGGCGUACUAAUAGACUUCUGGGACUGGGCUCAAACCCACUCUCACAAUUUCGACCCUCUGGGGACGUCACCGAUCACGGUGGAGCAGAUCAAGAGAAUCAUGAUAGAGAAGAACAUCGAGAUGCGCACAGGGGACAUAUUUAUCCUCAGAACAGGUAGCUAUGUGUCAGCGUAUCUUCAGCUCAAUGCGCAGGGAAAACGAGCUAUAUCUGCCAAAUUUGCUUUCCCAGGCCUUGCACAAUCGGAAGAGACAACACGGUGGCUAUGGGAAAGACAAUUUGCUGCUGUCGCGGCAGAUUCACCCGCUUUUGAAUGUACACCACCGACCAAUCAUGAAUGGCUUCUUCAUCCUAUUCUGCUCGCUGGAUGGGGAACACCUAUUGGAGAGUUGUUCGACCUUGAAGAGUUAUCUAUUACAUGCAAGAAACUUGGCAGGUGGACAUUUUUUCUCAGUAGCGUUCCGCUCAAUUACAGUGGUGCAGUGGCCAGUCCUCCCAAUGCAAUGGCGAUAUUGUGA
Rhinocladiella mackenziei CBS 650.93 is the source of this 960-nucleotide messenger RNA. RefSeq lists its product as uncharacterized. Bases 1 to 960 code for a protein of 319 amino acids. Lineage: Eukaryota; Fungi; Ascomycota; Eurotiomycetes; Chaetothyriales; Herpotrichiellaceae. The record is from RefSeq and is a predicted model, not a curated record. The transcript has 6 exons. Gene Ontology annotation, molecular function: arylformamidase activity.